UGUGCGAUCUCAUCAUUUUCCCUAACAACUGCGAGGACUGGAUGCCUGUUGCCAGGAUACCCUUCGCCACGGCAACGAUCCACUCUUUGCACCAGCAGCAUGGAGAAGCGCCGCUGACUGCCUCCGAUCUCUGAAUAAUGAAUUGAGAAUGUGUUCUAAGGAGCGUGUGUGUGAGCGCGUGUAAGGGGGGGGACGCGAGAUGAAUACGGGAGCGUGAUCUGGGAGCGCGGCGAUCGACGGCAAGGCGGGGGGAACCAUGCAGCUUCACUCGACGACGCCCUGUAAGGCGUCGGGCUUCAUCCUCAACGAAAGAUGCAUCCUGCCUUCGAAAAUGGAAAUGUACCGCGAACAGAGCAUCUGCCAGGCCCGGGCUGCUGUCAUGGUGUACGACGAUGCCAACAAGAAAUGGGUCCCGGCCGGGGGAUCCACGGGAUUCAGCAGAGUCCACAUCUACCAUCACACUGGGAACAACACCUUCAGGGUGGUGGGCCGCAAAAUCCAGGACCAUCAGGUGGUGAUCAACUGUGCCAUCCCCAAGGGGCUGAAGUACAACCAGGCCACGCAGACGUUCCACCAAUGGCGUGAUGCCCGUCAGGUCUAUGGACUCAACUUCGGCAGCAAGGAGGAUGCCAAUGUGUUCGCAAGUGCCAUGAUGCACGCCUUGGAGGUGCUCAACUCACAGGAGGCAGGUCCGACGUUGCCUAGACAGACGACUCAGAUUCAGAAUGGGCCGUCGCCAGAGGAGGUGGAGAUGCAGCGCAGGCAACUCCAGGAACUACAGCGUCAGAGGGAAGCUGAGCGGGAGCGCCUGGAACGCGAGAUGCUGGAGCGGGAGCGGUUCGAACGGGAGCGUCUGGAGCGGGAACGCUUGGAACGGGAACGCCUGGAGCGGGAGAGGCUCGAGCGGGAGCGUCUGGAGCAGGAGAGGCUGGAGAGGGAGCGCCUGGAGCGGGAGGUGGCGGAGCGACAGCGCCUGGAGCAGGAGCAGCUGGAGCGUGAGCUGAUGGAGCGCGAGAGGGCGGAGAGGGAGGAGCAGGAGCACCAGGAGCAGCUCGACAGAGAGCAGAUGGACUGGGAGAGGGGACGGCGCAUGUCCAACGCCGCGUUUGAGAGCACUCUACACACCGCCUCGCUGCCUGACUACUCCAGGGUGGCCUCCUCCCCCAUUUUGCCCUCGCAGCCCAGCUUUGUGCCCCCGACCUCGUCCCCGUCGACCGCCGCCGCCCCCCCAACGCCGCCCCUGCGUAACUCCGCCUCCCGCUUCGCCACGUCCCUGGGCUCUGCUUUCCACCCGGUGCUGCCUCACUACGCCACCGUUCCCCGGCCCCUGAACAAGCACCCGCCGGCGGUGGCGGUGACUACGACGACGACGCCGGCUCCACCCCCACCCCCCCCGGCCCCGCCCUCAAAAUCUGUCGCCUGGUCGGCCGCCAACUUCAGCCCUCUACCGCCGUCGCCCCCGGUCAUGAUCAGCAGUCCUCCUGGGAAAGCUGCCGGACCCCGUCCUGUUAUAGCCGUUCCCGCCCCCGGCCCCCUAUCCCAGAAGCCCCCCUCCCCCUCGGCCCCCAACAGCACCCCCGACUCCCCGCGGGUUUCCUCGCCCGCCUCGUGCCAGCCCCCCCUGCCCCCGCCUCCCCCACCGCUGCCCCCUGUCUCCCUGUCUGCGUCCUGCCAGGCGUCUCCCACGUCCCCCAUCGCUCUGCCUAUGUCCCCCCCCUCGUCCUACCCCGCUGUUUCCCCCUCCUCUUCCACAGCUUCCCCCACCUCCGCUGAGCACUCUCUGAGCUCGGUGCUGGGGGAGUCCAGCUCCUGUGGCCCCAAGCCGGAGGCCUCGCAGCCCGCCGACUCCCCCGCCCAGCCGGAACCCACGCAGGGUCUUCCGACUCCCCCACCCCCACCGCCCCUGCCUCCCGGCUCCACUGUGACCCCUCCUUUGGGGCCUCCGCCCCCUCCCGGCCCCCCUCCUCCGCCCCCUCUGCCUUCCAGCCUCACCCCCACGGGACCUCCAGCGCCUCCUCCCGGACAGGUCCCGCCUCCAGCCCCGCCCCCACCGCCGGCUCCACCCCUGCCGGUCGGCCUGUUUUCCCCCACAACUGCUCCGGAGGAGGGCCGGCCCCUCUCCGGGCUGGCGGCCGCCCUCGCCGGAGCCAAGCUGCGGAAAGUGCAGAGGAGCGAAGAGGCGCAGAGCGGAACCGCUGCAACGGCUGCCGGCGGAAGGGCUGAACCGUCACGUGGAAAUGGCCCACUCCCGGUCGCCGGAGGGGGAUUGAUGGAGGAGAUGAGCGCCCUGCUGGCCAGGAGAAGGAGGAUUGCGGAGAAGGGGUCAUCUCCAGAACCCGAGCAGAGAGACAAAACUGAUGAGUCGGAGUCCUUGACUCCCAAAGUCUCUGCAUGUAGCACUCCAGAUAUGCCCCGGAAGCCCUGGGAGCGGGCAAACACUAUGAAUGGUAGCAAAUCUCCGGUCAUCGGAAGACGAGAUUCUCCGUGGAGAAAUCAGACGUGUUCUGAGAAGUUCUCUGAUCCGUUGAGCAGACCGAAAUCCACACCCACUCCAACCGGGUCCCUAAGUGCCAAUGGGGUGCCAACGGAAGGUGUUGACUACGACAGGCUGAAACAGGAUAUUUUAGAUGAAAUGAGAAAGGAACUGACAAAGCUGAAAGAAGAGCUCAUCGACGCUAUCAGGGAGGAGCUGGGCAAGUCCAACACCGCAUAGGAGGACUGUCCCUUACGUCAACCCUUCACCCUAGACCCCCGAGGUCGACUUCAGUCAAGACAAUAUUUUAAGAAACGAUAAAGGAAAAAAAUUCAAAAGAUGGCAUUAACAAUAAUCCUAUUAACGAAGAUCCAUUUGCUGGUGAACGAGAGGAUCCAGGCGGCUCGGUCUGGGAGUGGCAGACGUAGCAUCUGAGGGCAGGCGAUGCUCUUCUGAAGCCUGGUGCCUCCGCCGCUCCAGGGGACUUUGUCUUCAAGGGAGGGCACUGUACUUAUGCAAAGGGUGACUUUCUUUGUCUGUUACCAGGUGACAAAGGAUUAUGUAACAAAAAAAAAAAAAAAAAAACAUAUACUGUAUUAACCAUUGCAGUGUGACAACACAGACCACCUUCAUGCUAGGAACGUGGACGUUUCACACACACGCUUGUGAAUUUCCGGCAGAAAGGCACGUUUGGAGGGUUAGAGUAGAUGAGUGGGGGAGAUCAGGGCUCCAGCGUUCGCUCGAGCGACCAGCAUUGACCGUCUCUGGAUGAAGGACACGUGGACUGGGUGUGGUCUACUGCUGCAGGACUCUUGUCAAACUCGUCUUCCUGAAAUACCCUCGUACCUGAAUAUGUACAUUGAGAAAAAAAAAGAAGAAAAAAGAUACCUUCGAGUUGUUUAUUCGCAUCUGUUCCAAUGUUAACCACGACCAUAUCGGAUAGCUGAACGGAAUCAUCUUGGGACAGCAGUCUCUAUGCUCUUUUUGGCUUAGCGUUCUAUAAAACAGGCCCCCCCCCCCCCCCCCCC
Molecule: messenger RNA, 3501 nt
Organism: Scleropages formosus (Asian bonytongue)
Lineage: Eukaryota; Metazoa; Chordata; Actinopteri; Osteoglossiformes; Osteoglossidae
Gene: enah
Product: ENAH actin regulator
Exons: 15
Coding region: 257-2713 (818 amino acids)
Biological process (GO): actin polymerization or depolymerization; actin polymerization-dependent cell motility; axon guidance
Molecular function (GO): profilin binding; SH3 domain binding
Source: RefSeq, a predicted model, not a curated record